Molecule: messenger RNA, 568 nt
Organism: Rubroshorea leprosula
Lineage: Eukaryota; Viridiplantae; Streptophyta; Magnoliopsida; Malvales; Dipterocarpaceae
Source: the annotation of a GenBank genome assembly
AACUCAUCCAUCAGCUUUCUGAAUAUUUGUUUCAUUCCACUUCCUCUUCUUCACAAAUCAACAACUAGUUAUUGAGCACUUGUCACCAGCAAUGUCUUUCUUUUCAGCUAUUUUUAGUUGUUUUGCACCUUCAUCGCGUGUUUCUUCUGAUGAUGUCGCAGGAGGUGACUACAAGAAAGCGAAAGGGCAGUCCAAGCACAUAUCAAGGAAAUCAAAAUCCAGGGGAGCUCCCAUUGUAGUGUCCUACUUCCCUCUUGGUUCCAAUUUGUCACGCUUGUAGUUGGCUUUGGUGCAAAAAAUUGCUGCUGAAGAUCUCAACAAAAACAUUCAUCAUCACUCAUUUGGCAAGCCUGAGCGAUUAUGGGAAGAUCCUGUAAUCAAGGCCGCUUUCAAACUCUUUGAUGGAAAAUAGAAGAAGCUAGCAUACAGAUUCGUCCUCAAAUUAAUAGUUUGGUCCCAACUUGGUACCUCAGGGGUGUUCCAAAUACGAUUUCCAUGUAAUGCCAUGAAUCAUAUGUUGUAAUAAUAUUUCAUGUAACUGGCAUUGCAAUAAACUAAAUUUGAAAUA